UUUGAUCAUCUGCGAGGCCCGCGUGACCAGCAGUACUAUUAUAACCACCACCACCAAACCAACGAACGAACCUUCACGAAUCACGAUCGAUUCCACGGGCACCGCGCGAGCGCACGCAUCUCGAUGGGGUCCGAAGCCGCCGCCGCCGCGAUUGACCUGCUCCGCUCGGCCGCGCCCGUCCUGCCGGACGGCGACCUCCUCCUCACGCCCCGCGAGGCCCCAGCCGCGGGGCUCGUCCUCGUCGACGUCUCCAACGGCUUCUGCACCGUCGGCGCCGGGAACCUUGCCCCUGUUACACCAAAUAAGCAGAUAGAGAAGAUGGUGGAGGAGUCUGCUAGGCUUGCCAAGGUGUUCUGUGAGAGGAACUGGCCGGUCUUUGCAUUUCUCGAUACCCACUACCCUGAUAAGCCCGAGCCACCUUUUCCACCACAUUGUAUUGUCGGUUCUGGUGAAGAAAAUUUUGUUCCAGCCCUGGAGUGGUUGGAAAAUGAUCCUAAUGUGACUAUCAGGAGGAAGGACUGUAUUGAUGGUUAUCUUGCCGCAUUUGAGAAGGAUGGGUCUAAUGUCUUUAGCGAUUGGAUCGCGAAGUUUCAAAUCAAAACUGUUUUGGUUUUGGGAAUAUGCACAGACUAUUGUGUUUUGGACUUUGCAAGUUCAACUUUGGCUGCCAGAAACAUUGGCCGAGUGCCUCCAUUAGAAGAUAUUGUGAUCUAUUCUGAGGGAUGUGCUACAUUUGACCUCCCUGUUGAAGUAGCCAGGAGUAUCAAAGGAGCUUUGGCUCAUCCACAGGAUCUUAUGCAUCACAUGGGACUUUACAUGGCCAAAUCAAGGGGUGCGAAGAUAGUUGACAGAAUUAUUCUUGAAGAGUGAGACUAGAUCAUUCAUCCAGUCUGACUUCCUUGCCAGAAGGAAUAGGAUGAUGCUAGUGUUUUCAUUCCUUACGAUUAUCCGUCAAAUGAGCAAUAAUCAGAUAUGUAUGUGCUGCCUGGUGUACUGACACUAUUCUCUUGUGGCACACAUGCUUAUGUGUAAUUAUCCAGGACUAUGUUUAACCAGUAUUUACUGUUCAGUGUCCAGUAUGCAUAGAAUAGAUAGACAUCACUUUUCCAUGUCUUUUGUCUUAUGUAGCUUGUAUAUCCUGGGUCCCAAGUUUGUGUAUCCUGGAAAAUGGAUCAACUAACUGUACUCUUAGAGACGAAGAGAUGGCAGGUGAUGAGAUUUAUAGGGUGUAUUGACAUGGAUUGGUGAUUGAUGUUGGUUGAGCUGGAGCAGGGGAAGAAGAUCAGCAGCAGCCACAUGCACCAAGGAGACAAUUACCAUGGUUUGAGUCAUGUUAUCUGAUCCGAACAAACGUGUUUAGUGGUGUGUUCUGUAAGUCCUGUUUACCUGUGAAUAUAAAACACUGAUGUUCAGUUUGUGCAAUUUGUUUAUGAAUUUAUCAAGAAAAGAUUGCUUUGGA
Messenger RNA from Brachypodium distachyon (stiff brome), 1459 nucleotides. Its product is annotated as nicotinamidase 1. The coding region runs from base 124 to 870 and encodes 248 amino acids. NCBI's taxonomy places the organism in Eukaryota, Viridiplantae, Streptophyta, Magnoliopsida, Poales, Poaceae. Gene Ontology annotation, molecular function: nicotinamidase activity. The transcript is spliced from 5 exons. Gene Ontology annotation, biological process: pyridine nucleotide salvage. The record is from RefSeq and is a predicted model, not a curated record.